Parasteatoda tepidariorum (common house spider) is the source of this 1532-nucleotide messenger RNA. RefSeq lists its product as uncharacterized. Gene Ontology annotation, biological process: regulation of DNA-templated transcription. NCBI's taxonomy places the organism in Eukaryota, Metazoa, Arthropoda, Arachnida, Araneae, Theridiidae. Gene Ontology annotation, molecular function: DNA binding. The record is from RefSeq and is a predicted model, not a curated record.
GGAGAGAAAUUUUAGUGAUAAUAUCAUUGAAACUCAUCUUUGAUCAAAAUAAUUGAAACGAGCUUGCUGUUUUAUUAACGUAAUAAAUAUAAUAACAAUAUUUUUCCAAAAUUCUCUUUUAAGUAAGUUUUUGUUUUGUUUAUUAUAUGCAAAUUUAGGAAAAGGGAGUCUCUAUUACACGUAGGGAUAAACAAAGCACAUUUAAUUAGUCUCUUAAUAAGUUUUAGAGGAAUGAUAUGAAACCCUGAACAAGAUCUAACAGGUUUUGAACAUGACCCACCCCCCUCCUUCCGUUCUGAUCAGGUUUGAACAAGGAACUAGCAGACUGAUCGUGUUUUUCCAAAGAAUGCACUUCGAAACAUGUGCAGUUUGGAGUUGAACUAGUAGUUUGCUUCUUUUAGAUUUAUUCAUUGGCUGUUUAUAUUUCAUUCAAAAAAGUUGGCAACAGGACUCAGAAAUUUUAUACAUAUAUAACCAUUUCGAAGUCACGAAACAUUUAUAAGAACGUAUGCUUUAAACUUCAAAUAGUAUCCAUCGAAGUCUGAGAAUAUAUUUCAUAAUGGCUGGAGUUGAAAGUUCAGAAAAUACGGCAAUGAAGCGAAAAUAUGAUGAAAACGAUGAAUGCAAGUACGUUGGACAUAAAAAUGGAAAAUUUCAGAGAGACAGUAUCCCAGAACAUGUAUAUCCUCUUGGCAACCAUCUGUUUCUGACUUUGAAUGCUUACAAGAGGAAAGUAAAGAUCCAUAUAAGAACCAAUAAACUUCACCGUGAGAUGUAUUAUCCCUCCAAAGAUGGUGUUACUCUAGAAAUAGCCCAGUUUAAUGUGUUGAGCAAAACAUAUGUGCCUCCGAUGUCGGUAUUUGAUGUUGUUGAUAUUAACAUGAAAUUGGAUGCUUCAGAUCGAGAUGAAAGAGAUACCUACUACGUCCAAAUGCAAGAAGAUAAAUAUUUCACAUUAUCUCAUGAGUAUCAGUGCCGAAGCGGUCGAAUUUAUAGAUCUACUGUCGAAAUAGAUUCAGUGCAAUGGUCACAACUCGGUCAAGUGCGCGACACAGUGAUUUGUAAUUAUAUUAAUUUAAAAUACAACACCGUCAAGUUUAAUGAACUGUUCAAACGACACACGUCAUGUAAUGUUCUCAAAAAAGUGUCUGACGAAAGCAUCGAAAGAUUAACCUCGUCAUCCAUGACUCGUGUCCUAAGGAAUAUUGUGAACAAUCAUAUUUCUCUAGAAAAAGGACUAAAAACUAUACGAAGAACAGACGAACUCCCAGAAAUCGAAGAAAUUAACACAGUUUAUGAUUUUUAUGAAUCGUGCUUAAACCUGAACACAGUAAGUAUAGUUACUGACUUUGAAAAGGCGUUGAAAAAGGAAAUAUUUUUUCCUACAAAGUAUCCAUUUCCCUUAAUUGACUAUAUAAACGAACAAUAUCUGAAUACUGUUAAUAUAUUUGAAUUGAUAAUGCUUGCAAAAAUUGAUUUUUGUUCAUUAGAUGGCAUCAGUGUUUAGUUCAAUAAAUAUUAUGUGAUGUGUA